AUGGAUGUAGCAUCGAUAUUAACUGAAAAAUAUCCGAAUACGGAAAAAGCUGGUGGAAGUGGGUCAGUUGGAGUAUCUGCUGGAAAUGUAAAACCACAAGUACAUGCAAAACGAAGCACCUUAUCAAGACAUUCAUCUAAAGAUGUUAGCGAGGAUGGUUGUUGCCUUGCUAAAAUAUUCCUCUCUAAUAUCAUCUCAUUUGCAACGAGGUCAAGGCGUAAGGGUGUCAAUGAAAGGUGUCGUUCAACACGACGGAUGUCAUCAAGUGGAGGGAAAAAUGCGACCACGUGUAUCCAUGCUCCCAACUGUAAACGUAAAGCACUAUCUGAAGUGGGAGUUUGUGAUUCUUUCGAUGAUGAAGUAAGUGUUGUUUUGUUAUAUAAUUCUGAUAUUUCACUGCGAAUAUCUAUAGAUAUGCUUAGGCAGGAGAAAGUAAUUAAUCAUUUCCAGAUGAUUAGGCGACUUUCGAAUCUACCUCAAGGAAUGGACAGAAAUGAAUGGUUGGCCACACAUACUCUAUCUCUUUUCGAAAAUGUAAAUGCUUUAUGUGGAACAAUAUCAGAAAUGUGCACUCCGGUGUCAUGCCCUAUCAUGUCCUAUCCAGGUGUUCCGAAAGCACAUUGGGUUGAUGAAAGAAGGAAACACCAUCCAUAUUCUGCCAUGCAGUACAUCGAUUGUGUAUUAUCAUUCUGUGAAAAAAGUGCAAAGGAUGAGCGACUCUAUCCAACUAAAUAUGGAUCUGCCUUUUCGAAUAAUUUUGAAAAUCAUUGCCGUCGUUUAAUACGGUUACUCUGGCACAGCUGCGGUCACCUAUACACAAACCACUGGGAACAGUUGGCUACAUUGAAUUUGCGGUCUCAAUACGGAUUGGUCGUGGCACAUAUGUACUCUAUUGCAAAAAUGUAUGAUCUUCUGGAGAGUAAGGAACUGUCUGCCCUUUCGCAUACGUUGCAGCUGGUACGCCCAGCUGUAGUGUACCAUGGAUGUGGUCAUCAGAUGGCACAACUCAGUGAUGGAUCCAACGGUUUGCAGCAAUUUCCAUCGUCAAAAAGUGGUAGCUGGGGGGGUUAUCCGACGAACACCGCUUUGUUUGCUGGAUUUGAGAUUCGAAUAUCAUGUACAUUUGGUUGCUCUUCAUUAGAUUAUAAUACUAUGGUACUAGCCACUCUAUUGUAUUGA
Molecule: messenger RNA, 1179 nt
Organism: Acanthocheilonema viteae
Lineage: Eukaryota; Metazoa; Nematoda; Chromadorea; Rhabditida; Onchocercidae
Source: the annotation of a GenBank genome assembly